Messenger RNA from Chlorella variabilis, 927 nucleotides. RefSeq lists its product as hypothetical. The record is from RefSeq and is a predicted model, not a curated record. The transcript is spliced from 9 exons. Gene Ontology annotation, molecular function: xylosyltransferase activity; glucuronosyltransferase activity. Gene Ontology annotation, biological process: protein O-linked glycosylation via mannose. Lineage: Eukaryota; Viridiplantae; Chlorophyta; Trebouxiophyceae; Chlorellales; Chlorellaceae. Bases 1 to 927 code for a protein of 308 amino acids.
AUGCUGGCGCGGCAGGCCUGGCCCCAAGCCGUUGCCGCCGCGCUGUACAUACCGCUGCUGGACGGCAGGGUGGCCUCUGCUGACGACCCGCACCUGAAUGGGACCACCUUGGACGCGGCCUUGGCACCGGUGCUGCAGCUGCACGCCGCGGCAGAGGAGGGGGGCGGCUGCCUGCUGGACCUGGAGGUGGUGGUGGAGGUGCACUGCGACGCACACAGCGCCAGCCUGUACCCUGCCAACGCCGUCCGCAACCGAGCGCUGCGACUGGCGGAGACCGAGGCCGUCAUACUGCUCGACGCCGACUUUGUGCCCUCUGCCUCCAUGGCCGCCCGCAUGAGCGACCAGGGGUACAGUGCCGCCACACUGGGCCUGCUGCAGCAGCGCCUGGCGCUCGUGCUGCCCGCCUUCCAGACCGUGGGCGGCGGCGAGGAGGAUGCUGAGCUGGCGCUGCAGGUGGCUCGCAGCGGCAAGGCUGCGCUGCUGGAGCAGUGUGAGGUUGGGGAGCUGGAGUCGUUCCACUCGGGCCACUUUAGCAAGGGCCAUCGCGCCACCGACUUUGGGCGCUGGGCCACCGCCGCCAAUGUGUAUGAGGUUGAGUUCCAGACGGGGUUUGAACCUUACAUCCUGGUGCACCGCAAGCACGUGCCCUGGUAUGACGAGCGGUGCCGCGGCUACUUUGUCAACAAGCUGAUGCAUCGCGCCCACAUGGCCAGCCUGGGCAUCCGCUGGUUUGUGCACCCAGGCGGCUUUGUGCUGCACCUGCCGCACAAGCCGGCCGCCAUGAAGGGCAUCACUCGCGACAGCGGCCUCAAGGAUUUCAACAACCGGCUGUUUGCCAGGGCCAAUGCGCAGAUGCGGGCUGGCACCUACCUGCCCUUUGUGGCAGACCCCCAGCUGUGCUAUACCAGCAGCCUGUGGGACAGCUGA